UCUUUUUUUACAUGCUAAUGUAAGAAGUUCAGUCUAAUGGGGACCAAGGCGUGGAGAUGGAAGCGGGUUAUUCCUCAGCCGACAGCCAGUAUGCAGCUGCGGGUCCUAAUGCCAGCUAUCGAGCCUCCAAGCCAUCGUCUUUGCCUCCAGUGACUUACGAAGUUGCUAAUAGGAGGUCUGAGGGAAGAAGAGGGAAUGGAGCAAGUGAACCGAAAGAGCCACUCCCACAAUAUGCAGUGGUCAAUAAGGCAAAGAAGAAAAGGAAGACACCAAAACCCGGUGAGCUUCAGUAUGCUGAGCUUGGUGAACUGACAGGUCCUCGACAGAAGGCAGUACUGCCACGUGUCAGUGGUACGGAUACUGUGUAUUCAGACAUCAGGACAUAAGGGAUGUGUGCCGUUACGUAAAUGGAUCAUCAGUAAUCAAGUGGAUGAGACAAACGUGGAAACAGUAAUUGAUUUUGUAGCUUUGUCAAAAUCAUAUUACAAUAUAUAUUGUAUUGUUUUGUAAAG
Messenger RNA from Stylophora pistillata, 512 nucleotides. RefSeq lists its product as uncharacterized. Lineage: Eukaryota; Metazoa; Cnidaria; Anthozoa; Scleractinia; Pocilloporidae. Gene Ontology annotation, cellular component: plasma membrane; cell-cell junction. Gene Ontology annotation, molecular function: cell adhesion molecule binding. Gene Ontology annotation, biological process: cell-cell adhesion. The record is from RefSeq and is a predicted model, not a curated record.